AUCUGGCUGGUCUUCAUGGUACUGUUGAGGAUGGUGGUGCUGGUCCUGGCUGGGUCACCCGUUUACCAGGACGAGCAGGAGAGGUUUGUAUGCAACACUCUGCAGCCGGGAUGCGCCAACGUCUGCUACGACAUCUUCUCCCCCGUGUCCCACCUGCGGUUCUGGCUGCUCCACAGCGUGUCUGUCCUCCUCCCCUCCGCGGUCUUCAGUGUCUACGUGCUGCACAAAGGAGCCGAGCUGGCGGCGCGUGGACCCCGUGGGCCGGAUGGUGUCCCCGGGGACCACCACGCCCCUGAGCUGACCCCUGGGGCCAGGCGCUGGCUACCGGUGCCUGACUUCUCUUCCGGCUACCUGGUCCACCUCUGCCUGCGGACCCUGACGGAGGCAGCUUUCGGUGCCCUGCAUUACCUCCUCUUUGGAUUCUUGGUCCCGAAGAGAUUCUCAUGCACGCACCCUCCGUGCACCAGCGUGGUGGACUGUUACGUCUCUCGGCCCACGGAGAAGUCCAUCCUGAUGCUCUUCGUCUGGGCAGCCUGCGCACUGUCCUUCCUGCUCAGUGUUGCCGACCUGGUCUGCAGCGCGCGCUGGAAGACCCGCGGGCGACCCGGCCGGGCACCGAGGAGGCCGUGGCCAGUGGCCGGGGACGCAGCGCUGGAGGGACACCGGGACGGGGUAGCCGAGGGGCGAGGGGCGUGCGCUCGCCCGGGGCCGCGGACGGGAGGACAGGGCGCGCACAGCCCCGCAGGGAUGCCCGCCGCGCCGGGGCGCCUGGAGCUGCCGGGGGAGGACGAGAGUGACGCGCUGUCCUCGGCCAGCGACCAGCUGCCGGUGCCCAGACCCAGAGAGGCGGCCGCCGCCGGGGGGGAGGAGCGGCCCGGCCCGCCGCGCGCCCCGCUCCCGGGUCCGUGCAAGUCCGAGUGGGUGUGAGCGCCGGAGUCCCGCCCCGGGAGCGCGGGGCACCGGGACGCAGAGCAUCCACCCUCAGAAGUGGGGGCUGGCGGGACAGACGGACUCCCCCGGAGGCCCUGCUGCGGGGCACUGGAGAUUUAAUUCCAGUGACGCCUUCCGGCGCUCCAGGGCGGGUGGGAGCUGCAGGGAUGCCGGGCGCGCAGCAGGUCCGAGCCUGCGCGCUGCGGUCUCCCUCGCCUGCGGCAGGUGCUUCUUGAAAAGCACGUUCUCUUGCGUUCACAGAGCUCGUUCAUGUUUUAAAAUGUUUUCUGGUGAAUUAUUAUGAGGUUUGAAGCGUUCUGGUUUGUUUUCCUGCUUAGCCAAGAAGGGUGUCUGUUACGCAUCAAUAGGGGCACGUUAGUUUCACUUCUCCCAACGCCUGUAAUAAAAUUAACGCCGAGUGCGCUGUGAUCUCACACUUCCCGCUUCACUGUGUUGUGUAUGGGCGGAACCUCGGACGCAGGAAAUACGGCCGGAAAACACUGGGGGCUUGCUUUUGUGGGCACCUUGGCUUGCUACUGCAUGUGGGUGUGAGGUGCACGGGAUGGG
This is a messenger RNA of Camelus dromedarius (Arabian camel), 1497 nucleotides long. RefSeq names its product gap junction protein delta 4 (gene GJD4). The transcript has a single exon. The coding region runs from base 16 to 927 and encodes 303 amino acids. Gene Ontology annotation, biological process: cell-cell signaling. The record is from RefSeq and is a predicted model, not a curated record. NCBI's taxonomy places the organism in Eukaryota, Metazoa, Chordata, Mammalia, Artiodactyla, Camelidae. Gene Ontology annotation, molecular function: gap junction channel activity. Gene Ontology annotation, cellular component: connexin complex.